Molecule: messenger RNA, 534 nt
Organism: Lichtheimia ornata
Lineage: Eukaryota; Fungi; Mucoromycota; Mucoromycetes; Mucorales; Lichtheimiaceae
Exons: 1
Coding region: 1-534 (177 amino acids)
Source: RefSeq, a predicted model, not a curated record
AUGGAACAACAUCAUCAGCUACCAGGGAGUUUCUAUUCAAAAAAGGACGAUUCAGCAGCAGCAGCAACAUCCAAUUUACCGCUUGCUAUCAUAUCAUCCGUACUUUUUCCACAUGCUGAAAGUUUUCUACUAUGUGGUGGUGAUACGACUCUAAGCGGUGGUGGUGGUCGUGGUGAUGAUGGGUCCACAAAUUUGCCUGGUGCAUGGACACAAGAGAAUAGCAGCAUAUUAGACGAGCAACAAGAUGAUCCACCCAAUACUGAAUCGAUUGCUGAGCUACGUCGUACGGUGGAGCAACUUCGAAAGCGAGCUGAGCAAUUAGAAUAUGCUGAUAAGAUGGUCAAGAAGGGCAUUCAAGUGGUAGCACAGAAACGUGUUCUUGUACAGCAAAAAUCGACAUGGGACUGGUGCGAUACAAGUGGCGGUAGUGACCAAGAACAGCAGGAUCAUCAGCUGCAGGAUCAAGUGGGUCCCGUGACAGAUGAAACAACUGAUGGCUGGGUGUGGGUAGAAUCGCAUCGUGUGGCUGCAUGA